Messenger RNA from Trichoderma asperellum CBS 433.97, 1878 nucleotides. NCBI's taxonomy places the organism in Eukaryota, Fungi, Ascomycota, Sordariomycetes, Hypocreales, Hypocreaceae. The record is from RefSeq and is a predicted model, not a curated record.
AUGUCUGCAGAAGCUCUUCCUGUUGAGAUCCCCGGAGCUCAGGCCGAGCCACCGGAUUCGCGAGACGGCGAGCCCCCUACAAAGCAGCCGAGGCGCAGAGCUUGCAACGAGUGCAAGCAGCAAAAGCUUCGGUGUGAUUUGGUUGCCAAUGACGCUGUCUCUAGCAUAUGCUCUCGCUGCCAGAGGCUCCAACUUACAUGCAAGAUAGACAACGGCUUUCGUAGGACGCGGAAGAGAAGGAAAUCUUUCGAGCUGGAGAAUGAAGUCAGAGAGCUUAAACGCCGACUGGCCACCCGUGAAGCAAGCAGUAACGCAGCGAUCGAAUGGCCAAUCAUAGCUCCAGCUGCACCUUCAGAGACUCGGGCCAGCGAUGCUAUCCAAUCAUCAGCCUCCAACACGUCAGGCCCAUCGUUGGAUCCAAAAGAAAGCUCCCGUGUCCCUGGCUUGACGACUCAGCCGGUCAUUGACCAGCCUCAAGCGGCGCGAAGAUCAAUCAUUGCCAUUCCAGGGCCCAGGAAACUAGGCAAUGUUGAGCUCUCUGUCGAAGAGAUUGAUGAACUAUAUCUGAUCUAUAUACUCCACUACCAUCCAUAUCUACCGUUUCUGGAUCCAGGGACAACCAUUCACGAGUAUUACGAGUCAUCUGAGCUGCUUUUCUGGUCCAUCAUCUCUGUCGCUGCUCGACGGCUGCAGAGCCAUCCAACGCUUCUGCAGAAGCUGGCAAGAAGUGUUACAGACUACCUAUGGAAGACGCUUCGCUCAAUUCCUUACUCUCUUAGAGUAGUACAAAGCCUAAUACUUCUUUGUACUUGGCCAUUUCCGACUAGCAGUAGCACUGCCGACCCAACGUAUAUGCUAGCAGGCAUGAUGGUACAGCUUGGGACACAAAUGGGUCUUCAUCGCGCACUUAGUGCAGAGGAUUUCGUCAAGGUCCCUCUGCAUCUCAGCAUGUAUGAAUAUUCGGAAUGGAUCAAGACAUGGGAAUCUUGCAAUAUUGUCGCACAAAGCGUGAGUGUUGGAUGUGGCCUUCCUGCCACUAUACAGAUGCAAGAUUGGUCCCUCACGAUCGCGCCCGAGUCUACAACGUUAUCGCCUCAUGAUAUUGCUCUGAGAUGGCAUCUUCGCAUUGAGCAGUUCAGGCAUAGGGUGUCACAAGCGUUAACCUCCAAUGCUCUGGAUCCUGCUGGGUUUACGUCGGUUCGUGAGCGGCUUUCUCUCUAUCGGCUUCUGAAUGCGUCACUUGUUGAUUUGGAGCGCGAGGCUAUUAACAUGACUCCCAUAACUCGAUGUUAUCUCGCGGCCGCUCGACUCCACCUCCAUUCGUUUUAUCUCCUUGACGAAUCAAGCGUCGAUGGAUAUUCUGACCGCAUCGUGGUAUUAUAUCAAACGGCAUACUCGCUAAUAGAACAGUGUCUCGGGAUGGACAACGAAGAAAGUGGUUUCUUCCACUAUUGCCCUUUUUUUUGUUAUCAAGUUUUCGUUUCUGCAGCCUUCAUAAUUCUCAAAGUCAUGAUGAAUGGAUAUUUCGAAAAGCUACUCGACGUUGAAUCAGGUAAAAAGCUCCUCGACGCUGCUAUAUCAUCACUUCGAAAGAUGUCAGUUGCGAACAACGACCUUCCUGGCCGGCUCAGUGACGUGAUUGGGUUUUUCUGUACUUUAGCCAACCCUCGUGUUAUCAGCGGCGACUCGGUUGACGAUUUACGCCUGCGUGUUCGAAAUCGCCUUAGCAUGAGCAUCGUUUAUGACUCCCUCUGGGAAUGGCGAAAGCAUUUCCAAUCAGAUGGGAAUCGCGACGAAAACUCUGCAGAAGCACCAGAUAAGUGGACAGAUCCCUGCUGCGGCGUUCUCACUAACAUCGUAUCCACAGCUGCUGUUUAG